Messenger RNA from Notothenia coriiceps (black rockcod), 7053 nucleotides. RefSeq names its product BRD4 interacting chromatin remodeling complex associated protein (gene bicra). Lineage: Eukaryota; Metazoa; Chordata; Actinopteri; Perciformes; Nototheniidae. The record is from RefSeq and is a predicted model, not a curated record. Gene Ontology annotation, cellular component: SWI/SNF complex. Bases 58 to 5679 code for a protein of 1873 amino acids. Gene Ontology annotation, biological process: positive regulation of DNA-templated transcription. The transcript is spliced from 15 exons.
CGUGCGAGGCUGUCCUGGAGACCCCGCGCUGCCUGCACCUCUAUCGUCUCGGUUGUCAUGGAUGAUGAAGAUGGCAGGUGCCUUCUAGAUGUAAUCUGUGACCCAGAAGCUCUCAAUGACUUUCUUCAUGGAUCUGAGACCCAUUUGGACACUGACGACCUAUUGGAUGGUUCGAGUGACCCCUCCAGCUCGUUCUUCUCUGCCACUGGGGGCCAUGUUCCAGAGGUCCAGCCUGCAGUCCAGCUGUCGGCCAAUGAGCCGACAGGCCUACCCAGAGUCAGUGUUGACCUGGACUUCCUGGAGGAUGAUGAUAUCUUGGGAGGAUCCCCAGGUGGUGACGGUGGCAGCAAUGGCAUUGGGACAAAUCACGAGCCAUGUGACAUCCUGCAGCAGAGCUUGGCUGAAGCCAACAUCACAGAGCAAAGCUUACAGGAGGCAGAGGGUGAGCUGGACCUGGGCUCGUUUGGGAUUCCAGGCCUUACGCAGGUGGUGCAGACACUACCUGAUGCCGGCCUCUCAGGGGCCGGAGGGGCUGCUGUUGGUGUAGGCAUAGGUGUUGGGGGAGCAGCAGCGAUUUUUCCUGGGUCAGCCCAGAGCACCACUGCUACACCUCCCAAUUCUACAGCUGACAUGCUGGGGUCAGUGCUUGCCCAGCAGGGCCUUCAACUCCAAUCCCAGGUCAUGAACAAGGCCAUUAGUGUUCAGCCAUUUAUGCAGCCUGUUGGCCUGGGAAAUGUGACGCUUCAACCCAUUUCAAGUCUCCAAACUCUUCCUAAUGGGAGCCAGCCUGGACAUUUGGGUAUCGGACAGAUUCAGGUUGUGGGUCAGCCCACAGUCAUGACUAUCAAUCAGUCUGGGCAGCCUAUCCUGGCUAAAGCCAUGGGUGGUUACCAGCUGCACCAGUCUGGGCAAGAGGUUUCAGGUGCUGGUUCUCAGCCCGGGCUUGGAGGCUCUGGGGGUGGACUUCUGAUCCACGGCAACAAAGCCGCUUUGGGAUCUUCAGCUUUAAAUGGACCGGCUGUUUGUGUCGGCACCACAAACAGCAGCAGUGGCGGUGCUAUGACUGCUCCUGCUGGGCUUCUGGGCUUCGGCAGCACCACUCUUAGUUCAGGAAUUGGUCCCCAUACGCAAAAUCAAGGCCCAAUCAUGCAGAACGUGAUCAUCCAGCGCACACCGACACCCAUUCAGCCUAAACCCCCUCAGGGGGGAGCCAUCCAACCGAAACUUUUCAAACAGCAACAGCAGCAGCAGCAGCCACUUCCCCAAUCCCUGCAAAAUGAUGCUCACAAGGCUCUCGGGCUUCAGCAAAUUCCAGUUACUUCUGCUCAGAAUGUUGCCUUUCUAACGGGGAAGCAUGGCUCGAAUGUUGUCCUUAGUACUCAAACCACAACACAAGGUUCUCAGUUUCAACAAACCCUAUUCAAGCAACAGGCAGCACAACAAUCUGGCAAGCCCCUUAGCUUACACUUGUUAAACCAACAAGGCAGCAUCGUUAUUCCCUCUCAGACUGUUCUGCAAGGUCAGAACCACCAGUUUCUCCUGCCACAACUACAGGCAGGCGGGCAGAUCCUGACUCAGCACCCUGGGGGGCACAUCAUAACCAGCCAGGGCCCCGGUGGACAGCUUAUUGCAAACCAGAUUUUAACUUCAAACCAGAACAUAAACUUGGGUCAGAUGUUGACUUCACAGGGCCAUCCUGGGGCCCACAUCCUCUCUGGAUCCAUUCAGCUCCAGUCGGGCCAGAUGGGCACACCCACCCUCUUUCAGAUGCCUGUCUCAUUGGCUCAGAGUGGCCAUACGCAGACCCACACUGUCUCUGGUCAUGGCCAGACAGUCAUACAGGGCAUGCCAAUCCAGAACUCCCUGACCAUGCUCAGUCAGGUGGAGGGGCUGAGCCCCGCGGUCAGCCUUCAGCCAGCCCUGCAGCCUCAGCCGGGGGGGGUCCCCAGCAGCGCCGGAGCAGCAACCAUGGCUCAGGGCCAGCCUGGAGAGUGUGUUACCCUGCUUGGUAGCUCCACAGACCAGGCGGCUCACCCCACUCAACAGCAUGCAACGCAAUCCUCCAUCCUCGCCAUGCAACCGGUUUCCUCCGUGUCCACGGUAACCACAGUACCCUCUUCUCCGUCCAUGUCCACCUCUUCCCCCGUCACAGCUAUGGGGCUGGUCCCCCAUCAGGCUCAGCACAGUCCAGGGAGGUUACUGUUCACCAACCAGGGCUCCAGUAUGAUCCUGAGCCAGGAGUCCCUGCAGAUGUUCCUGCAACAGGAGCAGCACCUCCAAACUGAAAAUGAGUCAACCCCCUCUGUGGGCGUACCAGCGUCCGUUAUCGUCAGCAGCAACAGCGUCACUGCUCCGGCCCCCGCUGUCCAUGACAGCCAAUUAACUGACUCAUGGGUGGGUCAGAGCCACAGCCCUUCCCCCGGCCCCUCCCACAUGACAGCACUGGUAAAGCAGGUACCGUCCAGUGGACACCAGCAGUCCCUGAAGAUACAGGGCAUGUGCCCCUCACCGACUUUGACCACUCACGUCACAGCGCCCCCCAUGGCAGUCAGCCCCCAGCCUUCCCACUCUCCUCUCACUCUGAGCCAGCAGAUCCAGUCACCGCACCACCAACAGCAGCAGUCACGCCCUCCCUCCCAGCCUCACCCCCAGUCUCUAACACCCUCCCGCUCGUGCACACCCUCAGCUCACCCUCAGCUCUUCAUCGUCCACAACCAAAUGGCAGAGUCCCCCCAACCGGCUCAGCAAGGCCAGCAGACACACAUUCAAAUUCAGCUCCAGCCUCAGCCCCGACCUGCCUCUCAGCCCGCCCCCUAUCAACAAGAUAUGCCUCCCCUGUCACAGUCACCCAAGCCUCCUCCUCCCGCACCACCUGCACAGCACCAGUUUACGGCUCUUCCUGUCAGCACUUCUGCCCCUGCUGUAGUUAAAGCCCAGGUUCCUAUCCAGGGCCUGACAGCGGAGCAGCAGCACCAUCUGCAAUUAGUCGGAGCGCAGAUUCAGACCCUGUCAGGCAUCGCCCAGCCCUCACCUCAGCAGAAACAGCUGCUGGACAAACUACACCAGGUGCAGCAGAACAUCCUGCUGCAGGCCAAGCAGGCUGCUCAGUCCCAGUCCCAAGCCAGCAGUCAGUUCAGCUCCCAGCAAGAUGUGCCUGUCGACAAAGUGGUGAUUGCGCCAUCAGCCGGCACCGGUUCCCCGGCUCAGCUGCUAUCAGUGCUGCAGUCGACAUCGGUUCUUGUCAAAACUCCUGCUACAGCAUCAAGUGACUUACAGGUAUUCUCAGGAGCCCAAGGGCCAGCUGGAGCAAUGGUGAAUCAGACUGUCACUCCUGCCAGCCUUACCCAGCCUGCACAGGUUCAGCCAAAGCCGGGGGUGAUCAGCUCAGUUGGAGGGAUGUCUCUUGGGAAAGCUGGGAUGCAGAUCCAGGUGUUAGGAACUAGUCUGACUCAAAUGACUGCUCCACAGCACCUAGCUCCGGUACAAACUCAGACACCAACAAUGAAGAUGCCUUUCAGUGCAGAGCCCAGCAAAGAAGCAAGGAUGCUAGAACAGCUGAGGAAACAGCAGGGUUCAGUGCUUCACCCAAACUACAGUGCUGCUUUCCACUCCUUUGAGGACACACUGCACAGCCUGCUGCCUUACCAUCUCUACCAGGGAACCGCCAAUUCGUCUCAAGACUAUCAGAAAGUGGAUGAUGAGUUUGAGACGGUCUCCAGCACUCUCCUGAAGAGGACCCAGGCUAUGCUGGAUAAGUAUCGCAGCCUGCUCUUCGCGGAGUCAAAACAGAGACUGGGCCCCUCGGCAGAGAUGGUCAUGAUUGACCGGAUGUUCAUCCAGGAGGAGAAGAUUGCGCUGAGUCAGGACAGGAUUUUGGCCAAGGAGCGACCAGAGGAGUUUGUGGCAAACGCGCGCAUGUUGGAGAGUGUAGUUUUAUCCCAACAUAAAUCAUCAUCUUCGGCUCAGACCACGUCAGCGAGUGGAGGUCUAACAGCAGCUGUCCCGGCUCCAGCACCUGCAGCUCCUGCCCUUCUGCCAAACAUCACCCCGAACCCCCCGCCUGCACCCAUCCUAGCUCCUGCUUCAGCUCCAGUUCCUGCUCCAAUUCCGGCACCCCUUCCCGCCCCUUCUGCCAGCCCUUUCCCCCCUACCAAAUUAGUUAUAAAGCAUGGUGGAGGGGGAGCGUCCGUGUCCUGGUCCAGCAGCUGUCCCGCACCCCAAGCUGCAAAAAGCAGGCUGUCUGAACCCAUCGGCCACAGCUCCUCCUUCAGCCGCGCCCACACAGCAUCAUCCUCUUUUUCCUCUUCGUCCUCCAACGCUAAAGCGGCGGACGCCGACGACGACGCCCUCCCGCAGAGAACCAGCAAGCCACCGAUGAAGACCUAUGAGGCUCGCAGGAAGAUCGGCUUGAAGCUGAAGAUCAAGCAGGAUCAGACGGGGUUCAGUAAGGUGGUCCACAACACCGCCUUAGACCCCGUGCACACACCUCCAUCCAAGCAGAGCAGCCAGUCCACAUCCCAGCCGCAGACUAAGCCCCAAGUCGAGGCUGCUGUUCCCCACCCAAAGCCCAAUCCUGUAGCUACUCCCCCUACUUCAGUCAUCAAAACUCAGCCUCCCGUAUGCACUGCUUCAACUGCCUCAUCGGUCACCCCAUCAACCACUCAGUGUAACCCCCUGAGAGGUAACGUUCCCCCCAACGCAGCCUCAUUUUCCUCUACGUCUUCCUCUCAUACUUGGUCGUCGUCAACCUCCACCUCCUCGGCCCUUCAAAUGAACGGGACGUUGGAUAACCACGACCAGGGGCGGGUCAAACACAAUUCGGCCUCCACUGCCACUCCCUCACAGACAACAUGCCGUCUUCCCCUUCGAAAAACCUACCGAGAAAACAUUAGUCCCCGAGUCCGACCCGGCGUCCCAGGGGGAGGAGACGAAAACUUGUCCUACCCCAAACCCACGCCUUCACCCCCGAGGCACGAAGCCUCAUCCCCUCCCUCAGAGCGGACAGUAAUAGCCAGUGUGAAGGUAGAGAAAAGAGGGAGGGAGGCCUCGCACCCUCACACAGAGUCGAGCCACGACACAGGCCGUUUAGGUAGUGCAAUGCAGGGGCUGGAGGAAAUGGACGAGGUGUUUAACCGCGGUAUCAAAACGCAGCACCAUCACCUCCAGCCGCCCCUGGACAGAGAGGGGGCGAAGGAGAGAGGGGAUGAGCACACAGACCAAGAGACUGAUGUAAGUAAAUACAAGAGGGCGAGUGGGAAAAAUAGACAUAGGGCAGGUGGGACGUUCAGAAUGGACCAGCAUGCCCCUGGGCCUCCCUCCCCAGAGUCCUCCUUUACACGGGACUCUUUGCUCCCUGCCAAGCGCUGCAAGUCGGACUCCCCCGACAUGGACAACGCCAGUUUCUCCAGCGGCAGCCCCCCGGACGACUCUCUGAAUGAGCACCUGCAGUGUGCCAUCGACAGCAUCCUCAACCUGCAGCAGGAGCCCACUGCCCGCAUUAAAGGGGGGGGCAGCAGGUCACAUCAAAGCCAGCGCCCGGGGGGCUCGGCAGCCUCGUCCCACAGACCCUCAGUACCACCCUCCUCCUCCGCCUCCUCGUCCUCCUCCUUGGCCCAGCACCCUCAGGUUGGUGGCCGCGGUCACAAUGGCAGCCUGGUGCCGCAGACUCACAGCAGAUAACAGCCCCUCAGCCCCAGGCCAGGCUGACGGGGGAUGGGGGGCGGGACUGAGAGAAAGAUUUAAAGGCAGUGGAAGCGGGGCACUGAAGACAGUAUCACUGUUCUACUCUGCCAUGCUGUGUUUGCUUUGUUCGCCCAUCUGAAUUGUCCAGACAUCUCUUUGUCAUUCACUGUCCGGUGUAGCGUGUGGUCAAAGCAGGUAAAACUGCUCUCUGUGAACUGAAGGCGCCUGGUAUUUUGUACGUGUUAUCUCAGCUCUCGAGCCUGAGUAACAAGAUGAAUUUGUCACAGGAUGAUGUUCUCUAUUUCUCCCUCUCCUUUUACACUUCAGAUCUUUUCUUUUUUCUCAUUCAGUAUUCAUACAUUCCUUUCAUAUGGCCUGAGCACCAGUCACUGAUUCACACAGUUCAUCUCCUGGUUUGAAAGGUGUCUCAAGCAGCUCAUUGAAACAGUUAGAAAGUCAUCAACUCUUUUCACCUUGAAAAUUGAGUACAUACUUUAAAAAUCUUCAAAAUACGUGCAGUAUGUUCAAUUACUAACCAAAUUGGACUCCUUAUCAGAAAGAUAAUGUUGCCCUGCAGAUGCAAACAGCACAUGGUGAAUUGAUACAGACCACCUAUAUUCAAAAUACAUUUCCUUAUACACAAGGCAACUACUCUUAUCUGGAAAUCUAUUGGCCUCCUGGCCUCCAUUUAAAGUCAAUGUUAUAAAAUGUGAUAUUAUUUUUGACUCCCCUUGGGUACAGUAAGACUGAAGAUGUUUAUGAAAUGUUGUAAGAGAACUUUUUUUCUGUUUCUGAUGCCAGAUGAUUUUUUGGGUUCUUGUUGUUAGAACACACACACACACACACACACACACACACACACACACACACACACACACACACACACACACACACACACACACACACACACACACACCUACCUGCCUCCCUGUGGCUGGGGUUCAGAUUUUAUGCAUUUCAGUCAGCAGGGGGCAGGCCAGUUUUAAAUGUUGUAUUUCUGUCUUCUCAGCCAGUCUGUCUCAUCUCUCUGCCACUGUAUCCCUGCCUCCCAUCUGUUUGUCUUAUUUUCUUUUUCUUUAAGCCUGGUGGACAAUUCCAACGCAAACACAGCACAAGCAUUGAAACGGAAAAAAAGGAACAAUAAUAAUGUACAAAAAGACCGUAAGAGAAUUUGAAGUAUAGUAUUACAGAUUAAUUUUGUAUUGUAUUUAUUGUGUAUAAUGACACUUUUUAAAAAGAAAUGUACAUUUAGUAAAACUGUAAAUUAAACCUUGCUUCUUUUAUGAAACAUUGCAACUUCUCCAGUCAUUUGUCCAGCUAUCAGGGUGCUUUGCAUGACUAAUGAUGACUGAGCAGCAGUGUUGUAUGAUG